CCCUAUGUCCCCCGUUUGCAUGAUUGUAGACCAUGCAUGGUAGACUGGUGUAGGUAUAGCUAUGCUUCUAUUCUGCUACAAGUAACAGUUGCCAUGAUGACGUUUCGGCAACAGGUUUGUGUCGACGCCAUUUGAGCCGAUGGCAAUGGACAGAAAUACCGACCUUUCACCACUGCCCCUUUACUUAGGGCUUUAGCUUUCACCGACGGAGACUGUAAAAUUGAAUGAAGUUUAGUUGGCCCUCGGCAUCAACACCGGUGGGAAAUUGGUUCGUCCAGUUGAGGAACAGAUGAAGAAGGCUACAUUGUAGUGUGCAAUCGUUACUAGCCGCAAAGUUCAUCAGUUCGGGUCCCGAAUUUCUGACAGCCUGUUUCCUACUGUUGUCGUUGUUGCAAUUGUUCACUUGUUCAUUGCUAAACUACCGCCGAUAUCAGCCAGCGAGUAACAUGGUUCUGGGCGGUGUCAUUGACUUCGUCGUCUUGCUGGGCAAGCUGCUCUUUUUGAGCGUCUGGGAGCCUAUCAAAUGGCUGCUGCCCAAACAGCGUAAAGAUGUCAGCAAUGAGAUUGUACUCAUCACAGGCGGUGGAAUGGGAAUGGGACGACUAAUGGCCCUGGAGUUUGCCCAGCUCAAGGCCACUGUGGUUAUCUGGGAUGUCAAUCGGGACGCUAUGAAUGGUGUGGUGCAGGAAAUCAAGGACCAGGGCAACUCGGCGGUGUUCAGUUAUGUCGUCGAUGUCAGCAAAAAUAACCAAGUGUAUGCUGCAGCUGACAAGGUUCGCCGUGAUGUGGGAGACGUGUCAAUCCUGGUCAAUAAUGCUGGCUUGGUGAAUGCACCGAACUUCCUGAAUGUUCCGGAUGAGCGCAUCGAGCUGCUAAUGGACGUCAAUGCCACUUCACAUAUGUGGACUCUCAAAGCCUUUCUUCCAGCAAUGCUGGCCAAGGACCAUGGUCACAUCACCACCAUAGCCUCCUCUGCUGGCCUCAUUGGUGUAAGCGGGAUGCUGGACUACUGCGCCAGCAAGUUUGGCGCCGUCGGCUUGCACGAAUCCGUUACCAUGGAGAUCGCCUCACUGGGCAAGACCGGAGUCAAGACCACACUGGUCUGUCCGUACUUUGUCAAGACGGGCAUGUUCGAAGGCGCUGCGUCCAGAAUCGACUGGCUGAUCACGCAGCUGACUCCUGAGUACGCCAGUGGCAGAAUCGUUGACGCUAUUCGCACCAACUGCAAGAUGCUUGUCAUGCCGAGAAUCAUCUACGCAUUCAUUGUUCUGAAGGCAAUCAUCCCGACCGAGAGUGCACUUCUAAUUUCCAAGUACACAGGCAUGGCCAGUGCCAUGAGGAAGUUCGUUGGACGCACAGGGAAGGCGAAAUAACCCACUGCACUGAUGGUCUAUAGUGGAACAGCACCUUCGCAUAAUUCUAUUCAUGUACCACAGUGUGGCAGUGAUCAUUUCUUGAAAUCAAAGCUACACUUUCCAGAAGCCUGAGUGUAAUGUUUGAUAAUGAUCUUUCCGUAUGUUUGUUGAAUGUCUAGUUUUGUCUACCAUUGUAAGUCAGUUAGGCUCAGUGAGCCUCGCGCAUGAUGAUAUGAUUUUUACUUAUGUACCAUUGGCAUGUCAUGAGAUAAAAAAUUAGAUAUCCUACCAUUAGUACUAUGCCCAUGCAGCGAACUAUCGAAUGUUGAAUACACAUACACACACAACAAUGAAGACUGAAAACUUACAUAUUGACUGCUACUAUGGGUUCCAUGCUUAGCCUAAGUGAAAUGAUCCUCACUGAUCGACUUCAAUCAUCAUCAUCCUAAACUGUAACUUCCUUACCACGUGAUUCAUUUUGGUGGGUCACUGAUCAACAUUGGAGCUAGGUGUUGACGUCACGUUCAAUGUUUGGCGCGUUUGAGACCAAGAAAGAAGAUAAAGAUGACAAGUCGACUGUCACAGAAAACAAAAGUCUUGAAUGGACACAUAGAAGGCCAAGGAUGUGGAACAUGUCGGCAGUCCGCAGGAUCAUUAUAGUUCCAAAAACUGUUUAGGCUCUCUUAGUAGCAUGCAUUUGUGAGUCAGAUGUCUACUCACAACUACCAGUACCAAUCAUGUUCUGGCACUGUACAUAUAACUUUGAAAUUAUGUAAAACUAUAGAGUGUUGUACGAAAACUUGUUCGAAUCAUCUUUUUUUUCCAUUGCCCUUUUUCUUCUUACAUGUAUUUUUCCUUACCCUUUAGGUUGUUUCUUGCAUCGUCUCCAUCGCUUACAUUGUUAAUAAAGUAGUCCACAUGUC
Messenger RNA from Sycon ciliatum, 2278 nucleotides. RefSeq names its product epidermal retinol dehydrogenase 2-like. Gene Ontology annotation, molecular function: oxidoreductase activity, acting on the CH-OH group of donors, NAD or NADP as acceptor. Gene Ontology annotation, cellular component: lipid droplet. The transcript has 6 exons. Lineage: Eukaryota; Metazoa; Porifera; Calcarea; Leucosolenida; Sycettidae. The record is from RefSeq and is a predicted model, not a curated record. The coding region runs from base 447 to 1373 and encodes 308 amino acids.